Molecule: messenger RNA, 713 nt
Organism: Lactuca virosa
Lineage: Eukaryota; Viridiplantae; Streptophyta; Magnoliopsida; Asterales; Asteraceae
Source: the annotation of a GenBank genome assembly
UCUUUCAUAGAGGAGAAAAACUCCCAAAAAAAAAAAAAAAUCGAAAUCUUGUUAUCUUACCAUUAAUCAUGCCAGAAGGAACGCUUGAAGUUCUUGUCGUUAGCGCCAAAGGCCUGGAGAACACGGAUGUCCUAUGCAACAUGGACCCAUAUGUUAUUAUAACGUACAGGAGUCAGGAAAAGAAAAGCAAUGUUGCACCAGGUAAAGGAUCUAACCCUGAAUGGAACGAGACAUUUUUGUUUGAUGUUUCGAGUAAAGAGACAGCGGAUUUAAAGAUCAAAAUAAUGGAUAGCGAUACCGGUAAUGCAGAUGAUCUUGUUGGCCAUGCUAGUAUCUCGUUGGAUGCAUUGUUUCAUGAUGGAGACAUCCCAGCAAAAUCAUAUAAUGUAAUGAAGGACGAUGCAUACUGUGGAGAGAUUAGAGUUGGCCUUAACUUUACAGCCCAGAGAAGUCGAGGUUUUGAUCCAACGGAUGGGAAUAUGGGUGGUUGGAAGCAAUCAAGCCAUGAUUGAUCAUGCAGAAAAUUGUGAUUGUGGUUGUGAUCUUCCAUCAGAAAUGUAAUUUGUUUCAUUAAUUCAAUGUUAAAAACCAUAUGCAAGUAUGUAGGUACAAUACAAAAACCAUCAUGCAAGACAUUUUGCUCUUGAAUUUUAUGUAACUUGUAUAUUAUUAUGUUAAAGACAAGUCUAUACAGCCUAUUGACUUUAGCAAAG